Molecule: messenger RNA, 2484 nt
Organism: Caenorhabditis remanei
Lineage: Eukaryota; Metazoa; Nematoda; Chromadorea; Rhabditida; Rhabditidae
Exons: 18
Coding region: 1-2484 (827 amino acids)
Source: RefSeq, a predicted model, not a curated record
AUGCAUAAAAUCCUAUGGAACAAGAAGUCAAAACCAAUUUUCUUUCGGAUUCUCGUCUACGGUAUCCUUUUUCAAAUCAUUUUCAUGUUGUUCGUCUACAAAACUGAAGAUCAGAAGGAAGAACCACUAUUCCAUGAAUACGACUCCACCAACAACUAUAUGAAUGUCUGUUCCCUGCCGGUUUAUGAUUAUUGGCACCCAAGCAUAAAAUAUGAGGUUGUAGAUCAAAAAUCGAUCGAUAAUUGUCCUACAGAGCCAUUGACGGAAUUGGUGAAUGGGACAUGGAGGAUAUUGGAGAAGGGGAUGAACUGCUCGGCGAGAUGUCUUUCCACGGCCACCUGGCUGCCACCUGGACCAGUCGAAUGCGAAUUCGUGGAAGCCGUCUGCUGGGAAGAUUCCACUGAAAUCUAUCGAUUUUUACACUGCCAAAUUAUAAAACCAAAAAUACCUCCGAAAUUCCCAGAAAACCCACCGAAUGUCUUCGUGUUCCUCGUUGACUCUUUAAGUACAGGCGCUGCUAAACGAUCCCUCCCAAAAACCCUCUCCACCUUAUCCUCUCGGUUAGAAGCCGUAGAAUUCCCGUUUGUGAAUAAAAUCGGCGAGAAUAGCUCGGCUAAUAAAAUGGUUUUGUGGUUCGGUGUGUCUGUGAGUCCUGAUGUCUCGAUAUUAGAAGAAUUUAAGGAUCAUGGUUAUAUGACUUUACAUGUAGAUGAUGAAAAUCAUCAAAAAGGGUUCAAAGCUCAUCAUUAUUUAAAUUUGAAUAAUGGAUUCUGUCCUAAUCAGGUUGAGAACUAUUUCAAGGCGUUUUUAGAAGCUUAUAAAGGACCACCCAAAUUUGCAUGGCUCUCCCUUACAAAAUCCGAUGACUCUAUACUGAAACUCAUCGAAAAUAAUUUAGAAACGCUCCAAAACUCAUUUUUCAUAUUCAUGGGUGCUCAGGGUACUCAGGGUCUGAACUCGGAUUCUGAAAUUGGUAGUUACCAACCAGCCGACUCCUUCAACAACCGUACUCUUCUGGAAAUUUCCGGUGAACGCGGUCACUCAUAUCUCCGUCGUCAACCAUCACUUCCGAGAACUUGCGGACGUCUUCCGAUUCAACCGGAGUACUGUAUUUGUCAAGUGGAGAAGGUUCCGGUAGUGGAUGAAAAUCUGCGGAAUGGAUUUGGAAAUCUACUCGUAAAUCAAAUGAACGAUUUGUUGGAUAGAUCAAAUUUAACCGCGAUUUGUGAGAAAUUUGAGUUGAGGAAGACCCUCUCCCUACUACACCAUGGCCAUAUAAACCCAUCCGACACCAAUCAUUCAUAUGAUCUCACUAUUCUUACUGACUUUGCUCAAUUCAAGACUAUUCUCACGCAAAACAAGAAUAUGUCAUCGACAAAUGUUUUCGUUCGAUUUUUGAUUUUUGGGAUUAUACUUCAAGUGGUGCUCCUAGUUUUGAUCUACAAAAAUUCCAAGGCGUUGAGAUAUUCACUGUCUAAUAAUCAAACUCAAUGUGAUGAUCUACUGAACGAAUGGGAUCCUGAAGUUCCGGUAUUAUUGAUUGAUUUGGAUUUUUUGGAAAACUUGAAAAAUCAGGAUUGUCAAUGGGAUGAGACAAAGAGGGUAAAGAUUGGAGUCCACGUGAAGGGCAAAGACAGAUCGAUCAUCGACACUACUCGAUUCGAUGUUGUGCUUUAUAAUAGUCCGGAUGGAAAAGACUUUUUGGAAUUCUAUGAAGAUGGGAAGAGAAUUAUUCCAAAAAGAUUCGAGACCCGUCAGGUCGGAAACUUUGAAGUUCCUACAAAUAUCCAAAGAUUUAUUGAAUUCUACAAAAGAUCAAAAUUUGUGGAGUGUCUUGGUCUCGAAAUGGACAGGGAUACGUCAGAAGAAAUCCAACAAAACGGUACCACUUCCACCAGUAUCCUUGCCCGGUUCCGAGAUGAACUAAUCGAUAUGGGGAUGUACCCUUAUUUAAACGGUGGCACACUACUCGGAUGGUAUCGUGAAUGUACAGUAAUCCCACAUACCCUCGAUUUGGAUUUCUCGGUUUUCAAGGAGAACUACAAUCCGGAGUACGCGGAGAAAGUAUUGAGGAAGAAUGAGUCUGCUUUCGAUAUGAGGAGAAUGCUAGGGAAGCUAGAAGACUCCCAUGAGAUCACAGUAGUUUCCAAGGAAGAAGGGCGGCCAGCAAUCGAUUUAUUUGUAAUGUAUGACUAUGUGGAGGAUGGAAAAGUGAUCUACCGUUAUAUUCCUGGGCUAGAUAACGAUGGCACAAAAUACAGAUUCACCCAUCUCCUCCUAGACCCCGCCUGCGCCGCUGAAAUGCAUGGUCAUCUAUUUUGGAUUCUUUGUAAUCCGAUAGAACAGUUGAAGCAUGAAUACGGACCACUUUGGUAUCGAGACCAUCCAACUUCUUAUUUUGCAUGGAAUCAUUCGCCAAAGAAUAUCGUGGUCGCGGGGAACUUCACGGAAGAGGAAAUGGAAAAGUAUUAUCUGCAUUUUUAA